AUUCACCUGUGUGUUACCUGACAGGUGAAAAGCAAACUUCCGGUUGUAAUGUCCAGAUAUAUUUGUAUAGUGUAUAAGUUGAGUUAAUGACAUAUUAUCAUGUCAGAAGAGGACCACUAUGAUUAUAUUUGGAAAGUUGUGUUAGUAGGUGAUUCUGGUGUAGGAAAGACAAAUCUACUGUCAAGAUUUACACGCAAUGAAUUUAACGCUGAGAGUAAAAGUACAAUAGGUGUAGAAUUUGCAACAAGAAAUGUAAAUAUUAAAGGAAAGACAAUCAGAGCACAAAUAUGGGAUACAGCAGGUCAAGAGAGAUACAGGGCAAUAACCAGUGUAUAUUAUCGAGGUGCAGUGGGAGCUUUAGUUGUAUAUGAUAUCACAAAACAGAACACAUUUGAUAGCUUACAGAAAUGGCUAGAAGAAUUACGUGAACAUUCCGAUCCUCAUUGUAAUAUUAUGUUAGUGGGCAAUAAAACAGAUUUAAAUCAUCUUAAAGAAGUUAUGCAAGAAGAGGGCAGAGCAUUUGCAGAAAAAGAAAGAAUUUCAUUUGUUGAAACAUCAGCACUUGAUGCCUCUAAUGUUGGAGAAGCUUUCAAUAAUCUUUUAGUGGAUAUAUACAAAACACAAGUAGAAGAUCAGCCUAGUCCACCACCACCUAAAGAAAGCAAUCGAAAACUUGAACUUCCAGAAGAUACAACACCACAGCAAUCAGACUGUAGUUGUUGAAACUAUUGCAUUAAUAUAUGUGAUACAUAUUGUCUCUUCUUUCAGCAGCUAUAAGAACCAUAAAAUACCCAUCUGGAAAGUUUUAAUUUGAGCGUGACAAUACAUAUCUUCCAUACUAGAGGGUAGAAACUUCAAAUUUCCCAUUUUGUUUUUAAACCAUUCAUGAGCUUUCAGAUUUUUAACAGAAUGUUGCAUGGAGAAAUCUAAAAGCUACAGAAAUGGUAGCACCAUCAGUCCACUCAAGUGGUUGUGAAGUAUUUCCAAAACAUUUAUGGGAUAUCAGUGUAUUGAUUAGGAAGUGUUGUCUAGAUUUUUUGUAAUUAGAUGUUAAGGAAGAAAAAUAGGUUAUGUUAAAAGACAGCAUUGCAUUAAUAGUACUUACCGGUAUUUAUAUUACAUGUCCAGAAGACUAAAACUGUGCUUGAAAAAUUAUCAAGGGAGACAACAAAUUUUAAACGGUAAAUACAAUUUUUGAAAAUCUACAAGAUACAUGGAUGCCAAGAGCUGAUUAUCCAAUUCAUCCAUCCAUGUAGCAAACUGGUUGAUCUUGGAAUAUUCAACAAGGUUUGAAAAUUGGGGAUUACAAAAAUCUUUCAAAAAUUUUAUUUCCUGAAGCCCCUGAAAAAAUGUGGACUGAAUUGAACACUGGCUAAAAUUAUCUGGUGAAAUCUUGAAUUUAAAAAUGUGCUUUUUCUUCUCUGAAAUGGCUUUUUAUAUACAUUAUAUAAUAAGUUUAAACAAAAUAGUAAGAUUAAAUGGCAUAGAUAUUUCUAUCUGUGUCAUUCUGUUUUUUUAACCAUUACACUAUGUACAUAUUAUGUUAUAACUUUUAGAGGAGAUAACAAAAAAUAAAACAAAAUUCUUUAUUAAAUGUUUGCAAAUAACAUGUUUUACAUUAUGAACAAGAAAAGAAUGUAUAAUUUUUUUUAAAUUUAAGGCACUUUACAGUGAAAUUGUAAUAAUAUUAUGUAAUUUUAUAUUUUGGUUAAUUUCUAAUUUAGAUUACAUAUUAGUUUAUCAAAGAAUACCUUAAUUUCAUAAAAAAAUAUUCUUGCUGUAUUGCUGUGAUGAUAAAUUUUCAUACUCUAAGACAAUUCGAUAAAUUUCAGAUGUGGUACCUUUUCUGCACAAUGAAGCCAAUGUUUAAAAUGUGUUAAAGAUGUAUUAUGUAAGAGCUUAAUCUGCAUAUUGCAGGUCUCUUUUCUGCCUUCAAAUGUUAUAUAAGAUUCUAGCCGUUGACCUGGCAUAGCACGGGUAUAGCCAUAAAACAGAGGAAGCAUAACUCUGUAACCGGAACUGGUAGUCCAUCGCCACCGGAAGUAUGUUACUCCCUGCUCCAAGCUACCCCUAUACCCCAAAUUUCAGCCUCGGGACAGACCUAAUGUAGCCACCAAACCUAAACAGACAGACAAACAAACGAGUAUAUAUAUAUAUGCAUAUCAGUUCUCCAUAGGUUUCUCCAAAGAAUUUAGAAUAGUGGUAUUAAUAUACAUAUGUAUAAAAUAUAUUACCAUAACUCCUAAAUGAAAGAAUAAAUGAAAUGGAGUUUUAUAGAUUAUCGAGACAUUUAUUCAUGUGACAAGUUUAUAAUCAACUCCAUUGACCAUUAGAUGGCUGAGAUAUUGAAUGGAUUAGACAAUGUGCACUGUAUGUUCGUUACAGGUUAAUAUGGACGCCACUCAGGGAGACUGCCGAUUGAAAGAAUAAUAAUUGAGACUUUGUCUAUUAUCAUAGCAAUGGUAUUUGCAAUUGAAACUUCAAACAUUCAUAAUUUUGCCCAGAAUAAAGUAAUUUGACUAGAUUUUUUAACAUAUUCGUUUUUCAUUAUCUAUAUUAAAACUACUAUAGCAAGAAUGGUCAGCUCUUUUUCUAUAUCUUACAUAAUGUAUCUUUAAGGUGUGUGGACACUUUUAUUGUUAAAGCAAACAGGAAGACUAAAUCAUAUUCAGAUACAUCAAGUGUUAUAGAUUUCUGUUACUUAUAUUUGUUGUGAAAUUAUAUACGGUUCUGGUAGUUUUAAAUCAAAAGUUUUUAUGUUUCAAAAAUCAAUCAAAUGAAUAUUAUUUACCUUGGAUUUUCUUAAUAGUAUUAUAUAGAAAUGGUGUAUUAUAACGUCCAAGCAUAAUUUAUAAUAAAACCUAACACAUUGCAUUUUUUUGUUUUAUUAAUUGUACUCAAUAUAUAUUUAUGGAUUAUGGAAACUAGUUUGAAGUUAUUGAACAUAUCAAGAUAAAUAUGGAUUCCUAUAACCUUUACCUUUAUAUUGUACUACUUACUGGCCAAUACCUUAAUCCAAUUAAAAUUAUACCAGUAUGCCUACCAUGUAUCAUAAACUGCAUUUUUGAAUCCCAAAGAAAUGUCAUGGGUAACCACAGUGUUAGAUUGGAGAAACCAUCUAAGUUUGGAUUGCACUGCAGUUCUUUUAAAAUUAAUACCAAGAUAGUUUUUCUAGAAAAUAUUAAAAAGACCAAUCUUGAGAUCAUCUUGGUGAUUUGAAUUUAAAAGACAGUGUAUUCCUAGUUAGCUGUGGUUAUCAAUGUUUUUUUUACUUAACAUUUAUCUCACUAAGGGCUAUACAGUAGAUUUAUUUUAGAAAAUAACUGGGGGGUUUUGAAUAAUGGUCAUUUUAAUAUGCUUUCAUGAAUAAUAGAUUAUCUAGACUUAAUACUGUAUUUUACGCUUAGAUGGAAAUUUUAAAAUAUGGUAGCAUAGAUAGUCUGCCUGUAAAUAUUGUUAUUAUUUUAAGUGCCUAAUUUAAUAGUAAAUUCAAUUUUUGUAUAUGUGUAGAUUUAAUUUUUUUCAUUGUUUAGAUGUUUAACCAAUGGUCAAAUUCAUGGAGAUUUAUAAUCUGGCUUUUUUUAGGCAGUGUGAAUAAUAUAUUUUUUCUUCACAUUUAGUGUGUAUGGAAUAUGAAUUGCUUUGAGCUUUUGAAAAUAGAAAUUAAUUUAAAAAUUGCAUUGCCAAUAAAGCGGUACCUGUGUGCAGUAUAUUUUGGUUAAAAAACAAUACCAUAGUCUGUCUAUAUUCUGUAUUAAUUAAAAAGAUUUUAAAAGAAAUUGGUCAAAAGAUCUAUCUUCAUCUUAUAAGGGCAACAAAUCAUGAUUUAAAUAAAUCUCAUUUAGAUUUAGAAUCUCUUAGCAUGACGAGAAAUUGUAUUAACAUACUAUAUAUAUAUUUAUGUAUAUCUAUCUUAUUAUUCUACACCUUUUCUUCAAUCAUUCCUAUAUAUUGAUCUUAAGAGUGCUUUUUUAAUAAUUCUUUAACAUUUUAAAUUUGAUGGGGUAUUUUCAAUGACAUUGCUUCCCUGCAUUCCAUAUUACUGCCUGAAAUUUUUCUCAAAAAAAAGAUUGGAUUUUCCUAUAACUGAAAUGACUUGUUUACAUUGAUUGUGUUUUAAUGUAGUGGAUAUAAAUGUGCUUCAUCCUGAUACAAAUGAUGUAAUAACUUUAUUUAUGAAUAUGAAUAACAUUAAUGUUAAUGAUAAUUUUCAGGAAUAUAAUCAAUUCUAAAAAGUUGAUAUAAAUAAAUCAGUAAUGCAUUCCCAAUAUCUGUUUUGGUCAAUCAGUUAUACAUUAGUAUUUAUUAUAUUAAAUGGAACAGAAAGUGCGUUUUAGUCUGUGCUCAGUGUUAUGCUAUAAAGAUUAUUGUAACAUGGAUGGGAAAUCUUCCUUUGUUCUUUUCAUUGAAUAAGCGAUUGUUUUCCCUGUAGAAGAUUGGGUGGAGCUUAACCGUGCAAUAACUAGACAUGUUCAAUUUUAUUGCACUCUUUUACUGGUUUACACUAGUUUUAGUAGAAAUCAUAUAGAGAAGUGGGGUGGGUUUUCUGUGUAAUAACAAUAAGCAUGUUGAGCAGGUGUCAAUGUUACAAGUCAUUUAUAGCAUGCUUCAUUCGUUAACAGGUUUAACAUCUUGACCUAUAAAUAUAACUUAAUUUUUACAUAUAGUCUAUUAUUACAUAUAUUGAUAUAUAUAUAGCACUCUUAAAAUAUUUACCUUUAAUACAUCCACAUUAAAUGUGGGUAUAUAUAUUGUCCUCCUCCCCAUCAUCCAUCCAUAAUUAUUUGUGAACACUCCACAGGUCAAAGUUCAUUUUCAAAUUUACAACUAGAAAAUUAUAUACUAUUUCUGUAUAUAUUUUGCUACAUUAAAGAGAAUUAUUUUAAAUCAUUAUAAAUUCUACUUAAUAUGUGUAAUGAUAUAGAUGUAAUGGUAAUAUGUUGUGGCCUUUAUUAUCUUUAUACAUUAUUCUAUAUUUUACCAUUAACUUUAGAAGCUUGGUUGAGGUAUAUAUUAUAUAUAUUAAGAAGUUGUAAUAUUUCCCCCCACCCCCUUUAUUAUAUACUGUAAUUUUAUAGUCUUAUAUUGUAUAAUUAUACAUGUAUAUAUAUAUAAAA
Molecule: messenger RNA, 5117 nt
Organism: Patella vulgata (common limpet)
Lineage: Eukaryota; Metazoa; Mollusca; Gastropoda; Patellidae
Product: ras-related protein Rab-11B
Exons: 7
Coding region: 100-723 (207 amino acids)
Cellular component (GO): endosome
Molecular function (GO): GTPase activity; GTP binding
Source: RefSeq, a predicted model, not a curated record